AUUCUGAAUAUACCAGUCUUGGAGUGUACCGAUGUGGUUCCCAGUGGCCCUCGGGCUCUCGCAGGACUUUAGGAAGAGGCAAACACUUAGAAGGACCACAGUGGAGACAGGAAUUGCAGCUUUUGAAUGCUUCUCCCUGUGGCUGUGGACCUGGAGCCUUUAUAAGGUGAGCCAGUGCACCCUCCUGUCCAGUCGCAGCUGCGAAGCCGGCCAGCCAUGAGGGUCUACUACUUUCUCUUUGUGUUGUUCUUCUUGUUCUUGCUGCCUGUUUCAGGCAGUGGAAGAAUCGUAAAUAUAUUACAAAAGUAUUAUUGCAGAAUGAGAGGCGGCCGGUGUGCUCUGUUUGGCUGUCUUCCGAGGGAGAUACCCUUAGGCCUUUGUUCCCACAGUGGUCGAAAGUGCUGCCGAAGGGAGAGAUGAAAAUUCCAGAAGCGCGAUGAGAAUGUCGCCAAGUGUGAAAAUGCUCCCGCGGGGUCUAUAGAAGCCAAAUCAAAUUAAAGAUUUUUCACAAAAAAAUUAGAAGGUGGAUUAUUGUUUUUUCUUUUAAUUCUGGUUAUGGUGCUAGUUGUUACCAAACAGGCAACUUAGGAAGUGUUGCUGACUCACCUUUAAUUCAAAUAAAGUAUUAUCUCUGGAGCAAGCCACGAGGGGAUCUAAACUGAUGUUCCCGGGGUUAUCAGACUUUAUUCCUCUUUUGCAAAUCUUGCACCCCAGUGACACAGGACUCCUCGUUCUUCCUGAAAUAUUUUCUUCACUUACUUGUCACCCAUUUUGAGUUUCCAGUUCAUCUAUAAGCCAUAGCCUCUCCCCAUCAAAUCUAUGUCUCAUUUUUUGAUGAUGGCCAUUCUGACUGGUGUGAGGUGAUAUCUCAUUGUGCUUUUGAUUUGCAUUUCUCUAAUGAUUAGUGAUGUUGAGCAUCCUUUCAUGUGUUUGUUGGCAAUCUGUAUAUCUUCUCUGGAGAAAUGUCUAUUUAGGUCUUCUGCCCAUUUUUGGAUUGGGUUGUUUUUUUGUUAUUGAGCUGCAUGAGCUGCUUGUAUAUUUUGGAGAUUAAUCCUUUGUCAGUUGCUUCAUUUGCAAAUAUUUUCUCCUAUUCUGAGGGUUGUCUUUUCGUCUUGUUUACGGUUUCCUUUGCUAUGCAAAAGCUUUUAAGUUUCAUUAGGUCUCAUUUGUUUAUUUUUGUUUCUAUUUCCAUUUCUCUAGGAGGUGGGUCAAAAAGGAUCUUGCUGUGAUUUAUGUCAUAGAGUGUUCUGCCUAUGUUUUCCUCUAAGAGUUUGAUAGUAUCUGGCCUUACAUUUAGGUCUUUAAUCCAUUUUGAGUUUAUUUUUGUGUGUGGUGUUAGGGAGUGUUCUAAUUUCAUUCUUUUACAUGUAGCUGUCCAGUUUUCCCAGCACCACUUAUUGAAGAGGCUGUAUUUUCUCCAUUAUAUAUUCUUGUCUCCUUUAUCAAAGAUAAGAGAGUGUGGAGAAAAAGGACUUGCACUGCUGGUGGGAAUGUGAAUUGGUACAGCCACUAUGGAGAACAGUAUGGAGGUUCCUUAAAAAACUAAAAAUAGAACUACCAUACGACCCAGCAAUCCCACUACUGGACAUAUACCCUAGAGAAAACCAUAAUUCAAAAAGAGACAUGUACCACAAUGUUCAUUGCAGCUCUAUUUACAAUAGCCAGGACAUGGAAGUAACCUAAGUGUCCAUUGACAGAUGAAUGGAUAAAGAAGAUGUGGCACAUAUAUACAGUGGAGUAUUACUCAGCCAUAAAAAGAAACAAAAUUAUUUGUAGUGAGGUGGGUGGACCUAGAGUCUGUCAUACAGAGUGAAGUAAGUCAGAAAGAGAAAAACAAAUACCAUAUGCUAACACAUAUAUAUGGAAUCUAAAAAAAAAUGGUUCUGACGAACCUAGGGGCAGGACAGGAAUAAUGACGCAGAUGUAGAGAAUGGACUUGAGGACAUGGGGAAGGGGAAGGGGAAGCUGGGAUGAAGUGAGAGAAUGGCAUGGACAUAUAUACACUACCAAACAUGAAAUAGAUAGCUAGUGGGAAGCAGCCGCAUAGCACAGGGAGAUCAGCUCGGUGCUUUGUGACCACCUAGAGGGGAGGGAUAGGGAGGGUGGGAGGGAGACGCAAGAGGGAGGAGAUAUGGGAACAUAUGUAUACGUAUAGCUGAUUCACUUUGUUAUACAGCACAAACUAACACAGCAUUGUAAAGCAAUCAUACUCCAAUAAAGAUGUAAAAAAAAAAUCUACCUCUGAAACUUCAGUGCAUCCCUCAGGGUUUUUCCCAGGUCCCUCUGAACACUUUACACCUCAGAGAAGUGGGAAGCCUGACUCUUCCUCAGCCAUUCCACUGGUUUUCCUCUCAUCCUUGCCUCUGUUCUGGCUGACCUCAUGUCUGGCAUAUAAUCUCUCCCCUAGCUUUGUCUCCAAACUUUAAGCCACCUCUCAGGGGCCAUCUCAAAUUCUACCUCCUUCUGGAAAACACAGCUGAUUUCCCAAACAAAUACAGCCUUUCCCCUGACUCACCACAGGGCUCUGACUUAAGUACUCCAGCUGAGUCUUGCUUAAUUUUUGCAUCGUACACAUUUGCAUAUUUCCAAUCUCCAUAUUUGGUCGAAGGAUUUUGAAGGGCAAGGACCUUGUCUUAAUCACUUCUGGCCUAAGUGUCUUGACACAAAAGCUGCUCAACAAGUGUUUAGUGAGUUGAAGUACAUUCCAAGGCGUUGGAGCCAUUGCUCCAACUAAGUAUUUAGUGGUCUCUCGAGGCUGAUAUGGAAUGAUUCCAGCCAAUGGAGUGGGAGGCUCAUUGCCUCCGAUUCUAGCCCCCAGUCAAGGCACUGGGCUCGUAGGAAGAGGGGAGCGGACACUCAAGGACAAGAGCUUGGACCCCACGAUUCAUCAUAAAAAAAAAAAACAAAAAAAAACUGCUGCAGGAACCGCCCUCUUACAGUAUACAGCUAAGGAACCAGACAAAAUGUGUCAAACCACUGUUUCAGACACUGGACACAAGCAGUGCAGGACAAUGAUUGAGGAGAGAUGAAAACAAGUGAGGGGAAACUUAGGAAGUCUCCAGCCUCUACAGGAGACAGAUUUCCAGGCUAAAGCGUAGAGAGGAAGAACCCAAACAGACCAGCAAUUCUUCUGAGUUGAAGAGACUGGGAUCAAAGUUCAAACAGCACAGGACAUCCUCAUUUCCAGGACAGAAAACCAGCAAGGGGCAUCAGGAUGGGGGUGGGGCUCCUGAGGGUGUAUGGGAAAUCUCUGUACCUUUCAUUCAGUUCUAAAGUUGCUCUCAAAAAUGCAGUCUAUUAUUUUCAAAUAAGGUAAAAACUUUAAACAUAAUAACAACAACAAAAUGCUAAGAAAAUUCCUGAGCAGCAAACUUGUUCUAUAUUAAAAAAAAAAAUUACUCAGGCAGAAGGAAAAUGAUACCAGAUGGAAAUCUGGCUCUACAAGAUAGAAUAACGUGUGAUGCUAAGACUCUAGACACUAUCUUCAGGAGAGAGAUGGUCAUUUUGUUAGGGGAACCACUGACUGAAACUGCCCGCCUUGACCAGGUAGGAUAGUAACCACUUGCCUGAGUUAUCUUACAACAGGAGGUCCUGAUAAGGAACACAGACCUAACAAGCUACCACCAGCAGGAAGAAUUCGGGAAAGGUCAAAAGGAGAGAGGAGACACCAGUCCAUAUGUCCUGCCAACCUCCCAGAGUCCUUUGCACUGGAAUCCAUCUUGGCUGAGUGAUGCGUGCACCACGAGGAAGGACCCUGAGUCAGAGUGAUUGGCCAGAGACAACCUGGAAACAAACCUCAUUACAUAAAACCCAAGACUGCGAGCCCUGCGGUACAGCAUUCUCCUGGGUUCCAUGACCCUGCUGCUCUCCACCCGGGCGCCCCUUCCCAAUAAAGUCUCCUGCUUUGUCAGCAUGCGUGUCUCCUCGGACAAUGCACUUCUGAGUGUUAGACAAGAGCCCACUCUCGGGCCCUGGAAGGGGUCCCCCUGAUCCUAUGUGACUGAGUGUUCUAAACCUUUUUGACAAAACUUCCCAAAUCAAAUUGUAAUGAAGUUUCUUUGACCUCUGGCUAACUUUGGGAUGCUUCAAAGGGCCCCUGAAACAUCCCAAAGAGAGAUAUUAAACUAAUUAGGUUCAUUUGGUAUGUUAAAUUAGAUAGGAGGUGUUGUCAAAUGAGUAAUACAUCUUUUUAGGUUGUAUUGUAUGCUAAAUGUUACUAAUAUAGAUAUUCUAGAAAUUAUAUGUGAUUCCUAAAAAUGUGAUAUGUUCUGAUAAAAUGUUAUCAGUCAUAAUUCUAGUGAUUAUCUUAAAGUGUUGUAUGUCACGACAGUAAUCAAGUUUCUUUGUCAAUUGCAUUGUAAUCAGAUUUUAAACGUACCUUCUUGUAACUCUUUUGUCAUUGUCUUUAGUUAUGGUUUUAUUCUGAUGCCUUUGCAAAAAUGCUUCCUCUUCAAGAGGAUUUAUAGAAAGGGCUUUUGGAUAAAUAUAAGUUUCUGACUUUCAGACCAGAAAGCUGAACUGGGUAAGAAAUUGAAAAAUUCUAAUGGGAAACCUGAUGACUUCAUAAAUCUGUUAAUAAAAAGGAUUAGUUACAUAGGACUGAGUGAACUGGUGAAUAUGGUUAUAAAUUUUAUGGUUUCUAUCUGAAAAAUUACUGGUUUAAACCUGUGUUUUCUAGGUGGAAGGAAAACCUUCCCCUCAAACUAAUUACGACUUACAGUAAUUUGGUAAAUUAUACAUUUGUAAGCAGAACUGAAACAUGUAUCUUUUCUCUCUCUCUCUUCCUCCAGACAUUGGAAACUCUUAGGUUCCCAUCAGCUUUAUCAGAUAAAUUAGGAAGGCCACUCACUAACAGGUACAGAAAUUUCAAGGUAUUUUGGUGACCUUGAAAAGGGAUGAAUUCACCUAAAUCUGUUAAGCAAAAUCUGUGAUAAGCCCUUGGCUUGACUUUCCUAGCCUGGAGAGGUCUUUUAAAAGUUCAGCCUGAGACUUCUUUUAAAAGAUUCAGCAAAAAAAAAAAAAAAAAAAAAAGAGUCUGUAUGAUCAAUUACAGUUAUAUAAAUCAUCAGGCCAAGUUUAUUGAGAUCAGACCUAUUCUGCAAACAAACUAGUCUUAAUUUCUUUAUCUUUGGUAAAAAAUGAGGGCAAUUUUAGAGAGAAAAAGAUUAUGUUUCAGUGAAUAUUAAAUUCCAGUUUUGUUAAUGGUGGUCUGAAUUUACAAAGACUCACCUCUCACGUAGUUCCUUGCUGUUAUGUUAUAUUAGUGUAAAGUCUAAUUGAAUUAUUAAAAGGACCCUCUAAGUCUGUUUCUGAAGCUUAUCUCAGUAACCCGUCUUUGGAUGAAGAUCAGAUGCCCCACGACCUGCAACCAGGGAAUUAUGCAUACUGGAAAAGACAUAAUUUAAAGAACUAUCUCCAACCUAGAUGGAAGGACGCUUACCAGGUACUCUUACAUAGCCCGUGCACAGUGAAACUGAAGGGAAUUGACUCUUGGAUUAAUUUCCACUCACAAAGGGCCCCUGCACUGGACAGGCCUACAGAGGGGAUAGCUGACCUCAAAAUCACCUUAAAACCAUGCUCAAACCGAGGCGAAACUUCACUGACAACAGGAUGAGAAGAAGACGACAUCAGAAGUAGACAGCUUGCACAAGGCCCUGGACCUGACUCGUAUGAUCAUUUAUAAUGUUUUCUUGACUUCUUGGAUGCUCGCAUAUGAAUCAAAUGUUUUUCUGUCAUAGGCAUGAUCCUAUGCUAGUUUUAAAAAUCAUUCCAAUUGUCGGUUUUGUGGCCAGUUGCCUGUGUCUAGUACUUCUGGGUUACCUUGGUGGAUUUCUUCAUUCCAAGGCUGUCAUUGGUUAGCCCUUAGGAAAUUUAUUUUAAAGAAAAAAUUAUAGUCCUGUUCAAGCCACUGUUGAUAUUACUAGGUGGGAUCCCCUCACGUAGCCAAUUAAUAAUACCUGCUCUGACCCUGGCCAUAAAUAUAAAUUUUUCUCUAUUACUCCAGCUCCAUCAGAGCAACAAGCAAAAUCUCAUAUCAGUGAUUGUGAUAGUGUGACUCUAGAUAUGGGGAGAAGCAGCAAGAGGGAAUACUUUCCUGGACCAAAAUAGACUACUAAGACAGGUGGUCCAAAGACUUUUGUCUACUAGUAAGGCCUAGUCCAGUAACAGCACACUGAGUAGCCUAUCAGCAAAAUCUUCACCAGACCUGGGAAGGAGCAUUCCUAGCACCGUGCGAUGAAAUGCCUCCCAAAGCACGGUCAAAGUUAUGACCGUGAGGAUGUCCUGUCACCUACAAAUUGGCACUUGCCAUCUACCUCUACAAGGAUUAAACCAUGACCUGCUGCAACUGCUGACCUUCAACAGCUCCUGAAAGGAGUUCAGGGUGGAGAUCAGAAAUGAGGCUCUCUGUGCUCUGGAAAAACUAGUAGAACAGGCCUUCAGAUAGUUAGAUACUGUCAGAAGAAGAUUUUUAUGAGCCCAAAUUCUUGCAUCUUCUCAUAUCUAGAAAAGCACUCAAAUGAUUAACGUUGACAUCCACUUUGGCCAUUAAGGAGAGAAAUGCAACUGAAAGUCAAAAUGGAGUAGCUGUGGUUCAGACAUCCAAUGCGGUUCAGGCAUUAUGGAUGUGAUUUCAGACAAGUUCUUGCUAAGAACUAAGAAGAAUACUUAGCAAAUACUGCUAAGAACUUGAGUUUUCUGAGCUGUGUCAGACUUGGGAUGCCACCAGCCAUUCUCAAAACAAUGCCUGCUGGCAGCUGGUAGCUGCAGCCUUAUGGUUUCAAGGUAUCCUCUUGUAACUAUUAAAUUUUUAGACAAUGAAAUUGUUUUAGAUCAGAUAUUAAUAAAAAAAUAAAUAAAAGAAGAUGUUUGGUGGCCAAUAGCUCCUGUUAUGUAUAAGUUAACACCACAUCAGAAGUUCAAACCUACUUAGAUAAAAGUAAACAACUGGCUACCCAGCUACAAGUCUCCCCAAGGUGCAAGGUACAGACUGGGUCUCAGGCUUAUUCUUCUGAUUUCCUCAGGGAAUAAGAUUUAUUUUGUCUAUUAAAAUUCCAGCUGUCACUCCUCCAACUACUUCUAAUUGGGUCUGUUACACCAAAAUGGCAGACCAAGGGAUUGAGAUUUUAAUCAUACAAGACUCACAUCCUGGUGAGCCUUGUAGGGCAUGGUCCUGGUUCCCUUUCAAGGAGUAUACAUAACAACAUUUUUGAGUUCUUCUGCAGAAAAGGGACCCCGCCCAGGUGGAGGAUGGUAACUUCAGGCUGAGCCCAACAUUCCUGGAGCACCACCCUGUUACCUCGUCACCAACUAUCAGAAGACAGUCACACCCUGCAGCCCUCACCCCAAAUUUUGCCUUUCUUUUCUGGGCCUGACGAUGACCACCCUGUUAGGCUUCCUGUUUGGCCCCUGUCUGUUUCAACUGUUUACCAGGUUAAUCUCUGCCAGAGUCCAACAGUUUAAGGCUAAAUUGUUGCUACUACAAGGGUCAAUGCCAGUUUGGGGCACAGAAUAUGUCGAUUAAGAUCAGGUGGAGAGAGACUUCAACUCUACUAGGCAGGACUACACUCACUCUCAGAAGGAAAUAGUUACAGAAGAAAGACCUCUGCCUCAAUUUCCAAGAAGUAUCUUGAGUAUGAAGUCUCUCAGGGGGAAAUUGUUAGGGGAGCCACAUGCCUCGGGGCCAAGAAACCAAAACAUAAAACAGAAGCAAUAUUGUAACAAAUUCAAUAAAGACUUUAAAAAUGGUCCACAUCAAAAAAAUCUUAAAAAAAGGAACACAUGUUAAUACUGAAUCAGAAUGUACCUAGCAACAGAAUUUUAAAGUUCUUAAAGAAAAACUUAUAGAAAUAAGAGGAGAAACAGACAAAUUAACAAUUACAAUUGGGUAUUUCAGCACUUUUCUGCUUGUCAUGAAAAGAAAAAGCAGACAAAGUAUCAGAUAUAGAAGAGUUGAAAAACAGUAGAAAAAGUUUUUUUAAAAGCUGAUACUUUGAGAGGAUCAACACAAUUGUUAGAGCUCUCACUAGGUUCAUUAAGGGGGGAAAAAGGAAAUUACAAGAUGCCUCAGGUGUAUGCCCACCCUCCAGGCAAGUAGGAAAAUGAGAACAGUUCUGCAUCUCAGCAUUAUGUAAACAAGGAGUUGCCACAGGUGGCAGUGAUCUACACCCACAUUCAUUACCUCCUACAAGGUAAAGCUCUUAUUAUUUUUUUUAAAUUUAAGGUGUACUACCAAAAGCAACUACAGAUACAAUGCAAUCUCUAUCCAAAUUCCAAUUCCAUUUGUAGGUCUUUUUUAGAAAAAUGUCUAUUCAUUUCCUUUGCCCAUUUUUUAAUCAGGUUGUUGUUUUGUUAUUGAGUUGUAUGAGUUUCUUAUACAUUUUGUAUAUUAACACCUUGUUAGACAUAUGAUUUGCAAGUAUUUUCUCCCAUUCUGUAGGUUGCCUUUUCAUUUUGUUAAUUGUUUCAUUUUGUCGAUUGUUUCUUUUGCUGCUCAUAGCCAACAGGUUUAGAAAAAGAUGCUCAAUGUCACUAAUCAUCAGGGAAAUGCAAGUCAAAACCACAAUAUCACCUCACAUCUGUAAGGUUGGCUACUAGCAAAAAAAAAAAAAAGAUGAAAGAUAUUGGCAAGAAUGUGGAGAAAAGGGAACCCUUGUAUAAUUUUGAUAGGAAUGUAAAUUGGUCCAGCCAUUAUGGAAAACAUUAUGGAGGUUUCCUAAAAAAACUAAAAAUUGACCUACCAUAUGAUCCAGCAAAAUCCCACUUCUGAGUAUAUACCCAAAGGAAAUAAAAUCAGAAUCUCAAAGAGAUAUCUGUACCCUCAUCUUCAUUGCAGCAUUAUUCACAAUAGCCAAGAUAUGGAAACAACCUAAAUGCCCAUUAAUAGAUGAAUGGAUAAGGAAAAUGUGAAUACAUAUAUUGGAGGUAAUAAUAAUAUAUAAUAUAUUCCAAUAAAUGUGGAAUAUAUUAUAUUCCAAUAUAAUAUAUUCCAAUAAAUGUGGAGUAUAUUAUAUUCUAAUAUAAUAUAAUGGAAUAUUAUUCAGCCAUAAAAAGAAGAAAAUCCUGCCAUUUGUGACAACACAGACGAACCUGGAGGACAUUAUGCCAAGCGAAAUAAAUCAAACACAAAAAGAAACAAAAAACAUGUUUACUAGGUGAGAAGAAGAUGUAUUAAUUGUAGCUUAACUGCUCCGUGGCACGUGGGAUCUUCCCAGACCGGGGCACAAACCUGCGUCCCCUGCAUCGGCAGGUGGACUCCCAACCACUGUGCCACCAGGGAAGCCCGGGACACCCCUUCUUGCUUGGAGAACUGAGCCACUUUGCCAGAGAGACACUGCAUCAAUUUCCUAGUCACAGGUGAAAAGGGGUGAGGACAUAGCCUUUAUGUUCCCUUUAAAGAAUGGGACCAUGAGUUACCUUUCAGCCCAGGCAUGAUGGUAACCAUUUUCCACACAGCCUUGUUUUGCUUUGAGCCUGUGAAAACUAACAAUUCAUUUAGAUUUUACCUAAAAUCAACCCUUCCCCCAAUCCUAUAACUACAGCUCUGGUUUCUGGUGAGACACUGCAUAUUUUCACUAGUGUGUGACCUCCUUGCUGAAGCAACAGGAUCCUGCCUCGAUGGACAAAAAUGCCCCUUGGCUUUAUCUCCAGGAUAAACAUAGCUGCAAAGGAGUCAUCCUUAGACCUUGCCAAGGAAAAGAAGCAGCUGCAGUCAUCAAAAUUCCUUACAAGGGCCGUGUCCCUGUGUCCCAAUAGUGACUACACCAGAAGCUUGGAGGGGAACUCCUCUGAAACUCCCUACGGCACCCUGUCCAGCCGUCUUUUUCACUCCCCUUCAGAGACUUCCUGCUGUGGAAAGCCAUGCCCGGUUUUGCACAUAAGACAACAUCAUCAGCUUCCUUUAAAAAUAAAAAAUCUCUGCUGUGCUGCAAACCAUAGAUCUUUAAAACACAGCAUUUUAAAAGAAGAAAGUAGACCACGAUUCAGUUUUACUUCUUUUUCCAGUGCUGUAUUAUAGCACUUAUCCAAUUGACCCUGUAGUAGAGAUUUUGCUUGCAAAAUCUAUAAAUAGAUACAUAUAUUAUUUAUAGAUAAUUAUGCAUAAGUAGAUGUCCAUCUCUCUCAAACAUCAUUUAGAGCUAAAGCGGAAGGACUCACGAUUAAUACAACCUAUUUUCCCUCAGAAAAACCCUACCCCCCGGGGGCCAGGCACGGGGCUCUGUCCACUCCCGGCGGCCUCCAUUGGCUUUGCUGAGCCUCAGAGGCGCUAAGCCACAGCGGGAGACCUCGAACAGACCUGAAGCUCCAGGGGCUCCUUCAGGACUGGGUCCCCCAGGGGGCAUAAAGGACUUGCAGUUCCACUCCGAGCUUCACCACAAGAUCCAAGUGGCAAGUUUGAUCACGAGCUUUGGCAUUUCUGAAAAGCAGACAGGCCACAGGCUCUCAAAUACUAAAGUCACUUAGUGACAGAUGUCGCCCUGAGUAACCCAGUUGAGGGAUCUCCACGGCUGUCCCUGCUUCGUGAUAUUAGACCGAGGAGAUGCGUCCAGUGACAGCAUCAUCCUUCCAAUCUUUCCCUGUUGAACGGAAACGGAGCGCGCAUCUGCGCCACCACCUGUUCCAUUGAGAUGAUGACACAUUUUGGGAGAUUUUCACAUGAAUGUUGCCUAGGUGGGGGUCUCUCUUCCCUCAGUGUCCCAAAGCUCUCCUUGGGCCUGGAAAAAUGUGGCUAUCUCUAGGGACGCUGGGUUUCAGCAAGCCCUGUUUCAUGCCCACAGACUGAAAUUGCCUUGGGAUGGACUAGUUCCUGGUUUGGCCUGAAACAAUCCCAGACUCUCAGGAAAAAACAAAGUGGGCAGAUUCAAAGAUCCCAGGGGAAAGCAAAUGAGGGGCAAGAAGUCUGUUCCCCAGGGGAGACAGGCCCCGCCCCUCAGCCCACCCCCCACCCUUCAGCUGAACUCAGUGCAGGAAGAAGUUUCUGGUCCCAAGGGCAGCAGAAAAGGUCUUCCUGGGGUUUCCCAUGGCCUGAUUAGCAUAAGGGUGACUGACUCUGCUUUGUGUUCUGAAGGCCCUUCCCAUGAGACACAGGGCAGAGGCUCUGUAAUUACCAAAUCUGUAGCAAUACUGAAUUCUCCGGGUAACCUGGAACCUUGAAAAAGGGCAAAGCCCAGCCUCCUCUCCAGUGUCAGCUGCUGUAAAACUCCCCAGAUGCCAGCAUGAGGCUCCAUUACCUCCUUCGUGUUCCUGUUGCCUGUGUCAGUUUUUCAGCAAAACCCUUUGGGAGGCGUGUCUGCAGACCCCACUUCCUCUCCGACCCUCUCAGGGGGUUUCAGAACACUCCACCACUCCACCAAGAUGACUCCAGUCAACAGGGGAUCAUAAUACAUCCUUUAUGACCUCACUCAGCCCUUCCUUUGCCCACUGUUGAUCUGACCCCUAAUUAUGUGGCAACGGACAGGUGCUCGCAGGUGUCCCUGCCUGAAUGGGCAGGCAGCAGACAGCCUGAGGAGGGUGAAGAAGCCAAUUGCAAGGUAGGUUUUCAGGAGAGAAACAUCCGUGGUUGAAGAAGGGGUGGGAAUACAUGCAUAUUUAGGGAGUCAAUAAAAAGGAUAGCUUUCGGUAUCAAAGUAUAGGAGGUGGAAAUGUGGACACAAGCUUUUAGUCUAUACUUUCUUUUCUAUUAUUUAUUAUUAAUUAUUAUAGAAGUAGUACUGGUGCUGGGGCCAAGGAAGUAAGACCCUCACAGCUAGUCUGUAGAAUUAAGUCUGACUUACGUAAGCAGAUUACUACAAACACUUAUUCUAUUUUUCAGUCAACACCACUAAAUUGAAGUAGAGCUCCACUUACUGAAAGAUUCAAAUGCUGGUCAAAAGAUAACAAGCGAAAACCUUUUAUUGCCAAGUUGCUUCUGGACAGAGAGACAAUGUCAGAACAUAUUCAGUUCAUUUAAGAUAGAAGAGAGGGAGAUGAGAGAAGACCAGAUACUAUGACAUUUUAUGACAUACUUUGACAUAUUAUAUCGGGAAUGGGUGAGUGGGUGGGUGUCUGUGCUCAGAAACACUUUUGGAUAAAGUAAGUUAAUGGGCUCUCACCAGACCCUCAACCCAAAGAUUACGUCUGAGCCUUUCUUUCUUUUCUCCCUCCCUUAUGUCCUCCCUCCAUCCAUUUAUUCAUUCACCCGUAAACUGAUUCUUCCAUACUAGGACCUAUUCAUAGAAACAAAUAUUUGACUACCCGUUCUCUGUCAGGCACUGUUCAAGGUGCUGAGAAUGUGAGAUAAUAAAACAGGACUUGUUACUUUAGAAAUUUACAUACAGUGAAAAAGAGAGCUAUAAACGCUAUAAAGCAAAACUGAGAUGACGAGAAGGAAGAGACGGAGAGGAAUGUCAAUGGUUUACCUCGUAUACUUCUGUGCUUUUGACUCAAGAAUACAGUGACGUAAUGCCUCCAGCCCUUAAAGCCUCACCUGGUGGUGGUCUGUACAAGACCUUGGCAUGGUAAGCUUGCUUAUGAUGGAGCAAUUCUCCCCUUAAAAUGGUAGCCAAACAUUUUUGAGAGUAAAAAUGGAGAGAUCAUUUCAACUUCCAAAAUUCCCUUCCUUUUUAAACUCUAAAGCGUGUGAGGGGGUGGUGUUUGUUCUGAAAGGAGAAACGGACAGGAGCAGAGACAUGCAGCAAAGGUGAAUGAAUGAAUGAUUUGCUAAAAGAGUUCAGUUUUUAUUGAUUUUUCUCAAAAAACCACCAAACUUCAGAGCCAUAAGCAGAAGUGAGAAUCAAUGCAGAAACACUGAACGUCCUCAAGUUACGCUCAGGCCCUAACCGAACAUCUUUAGUAGGAAUGUAAGCCUUUUCUCUUUAGCUGAAUUUUUCAAAUUCUUUCCCAGAUCACCUGCCCCCAUUGACACUGCCAGUUCCACCUGGAAUCCUGAAAAUUCCUUUCCCAUCAUGAGGCUACUAUACCUUCUCUUUCUCUUACUUGUAUGUCUUAUCCAGACAACAUCAGGUAA
Messenger RNA from Orcinus orca (killer whale), 13003 nucleotides. RefSeq names its product beta-defensin 103A-like. NCBI's taxonomy places the organism in Eukaryota, Metazoa, Chordata, Mammalia, Artiodactyla, Delphinidae. The transcript has 4 exons. Gene Ontology annotation, molecular function: CCR6 chemokine receptor binding; chemoattractant activity; oxidoreductase activity, acting on a sulfur group of donors, NAD(P) as acceptor. The record is from RefSeq and is a predicted model, not a curated record. Gene Ontology annotation, cellular component: extracellular region. Gene Ontology annotation, biological process: cell chemotaxis; defense response to bacterium. The coding region runs from base 217 to 420 and encodes 67 amino acids.